CUACGUGUGAACGAUGGGCGGAGGGCGUGGCUAUGAUACUGGAGGACAGCUUAUGCGGUACGCUCGAUGCAAGAAACGCUGACGGUCGUACAGCGCUUCAUGAAGCUUCCGCUUUAGGAGAGGAAAACAUCAUUUUCAGAUUACUAGAGAAGGGAGCAAAUAUCAACAGUAAAGACAGCAAUGGGGUCACUCCGCUCUAUACAGCCUGCAGUAGCAACCAACCCAAGGCUUGUCAAUUCCUGAUAAUAAAGGGGGCUGACCCCACGCUCAGGCACCCAAGGACGGGAUGGGUUCCCCUCCAUGAGGCGGCGAUGAAAGGUCAUGCGGGCUGCGUCAAGGAACUUAUCAUGAAUGGCGCCCCCUGUCAUCCACGCAGUGCCGAUAACGACACUCCUCUCGACUUGGCAAGGAGAUAUGAGCACCAACAUGUCGUUAUGUACCUCAAGACUUGUAAACCUAAGAAUCCUAGGCUACAAGGCAAGCCCUGGUUCCACGGAUCCAUGGACCGGAAAAAAGCCCUGGAAUCGAUUCAGAAACACGGUGCUAAAGAUGGCCAGUAUUUGCUCCGGAGCAGUGCUAAUAAACCCGACACCAUGGUGCUUUCAAUGGCUGCAAACGGCACUGUCUUUAACUUUGAGAUUAACACUAAAAUGGAGAGCUACUACAUCGACGACGGCCCUUACUUCGACACCCUAGAACAACUCAUCGAUCACUACUGCCGCUACGACGACGGUCUUCCAACACAACUUCUCUUCCCCAUCCCCCCUCCCCCAGGGCGUAUCGACAAUGGCCCCCCUACCAGAGAAAAGCCCAGUCCUGCUCCUAGACCGGCUGAUCUUACCUCCCACAAAGGAUCCCCAGUCAGGAGGGAUAGUCCUGAGCCUCCUGUUAGUCCUCUGGAUAGGGAGGGGUCAAUACCCAUGUCACCCCCUCCUGAGUUGCCAACAGGGAGAGUGCCUAAGACGAACACCUUCUCCAAGUUGUUUAGUGGAAUCCGAGCUUCAGAGAAGAUCAAGAAGAAAGAGAUGGAUCGACAGAGAAAGGAACUCCAGAAAGCCAUUCAUGAAGCGCCUGGUGGGGGCUCUGAUGAGGUUCAGUGUAUAGAUGCUAGUCACAUUGAAAGAGGCAACGAGAUCGGCCAGGGAGAGUUUGGCUCUGUCCUGGAGGGUAAGCUGAAGGAGGGUAACCGCUGGGUGAAGGUGGCUCUGAAGACCCUACAUGCAGACCAUCUUCAGACCGGUCAGAAGGAGUUCUUGAGAGAAGCUAAGGUUAUGUGUGGUCUGGACCAUCCCUGUAUUGUCAAGCUCAUGGGAGUGUGUCUUGGUCCACCUAUGAUGCUGGUCCAGGAACUGGUCUCUCUCGGGGCCAUGUUGGACUUCCUCCAGAAUGAUUCCAUCACCGCCUCGGACCUGAAGCUCUGGGCCACCCAGAUAGCCUCGGGGAUGAUGUACCUGGAAGGAAAGAAGUUUGUUCAUAGAGACCUUGCCGCACGGAACAUACUGUUGGAAAAUAAAGGACAGGCAAAGAUCAGUGACUUUGGUCUGUCGAGAGCGACGGGAGCAAACAAUGACUACUACAGAUCGACAACCGGUGGACGAUGGCCCGUCAAAUGGUAUGCACCGGAGUCUAUAUACUAUGGUACCUUCUCGCAUGCAUCUGAUGUUUGGAGUUUUGGUGUGACGUUAUGGGAGAUGAACUCGAGAGGAUCACAGCCCUAUGGAGAGAAAACUGGUGCUGAGGUCAUCAAACAAAUAGAGAAUGGUCAUCGUCUGUCAAGACCCGAGGGAUGUCCGCAGAACGUCUAUCACAUCAUGCAGAAGUGCUGGUCCUAUAAACCUUGCAAUAGACCUACCUUCUCACAACUCAAUGACAUGUUCCGGGAUGACCCAGAAUACGGUGCUUUCUACCACAGAGGGGCCCAUAAUCCCCCCAGCAGGAGAUAAUAGUCUUGGUCUAGAUCCAGGUCUAGGUCAGGUAGUCCUGGUGUCUAGUCCCUAAUUUUGUGUCGCCAGAAGUGCAUUUUUACAGCCAAAGCAAUCAGUAAAAAAUAAGAUGUAGUUUUUAUUCAUGGAAAUAUACAAUGGUCAUCAAGCAAAAGGUGACAGUCUAGGUCCAGUUCAGGUAGUCCUGGUCUAGUCUGUGUAGUUCUGUAUUUUGUAGCCAAAAGUGCAUUUUCACAGAAAAAAUUGAUCAGUAGUUGUUGCACAGACUUGCGUUUUAUCACAGAAAUAAUCGCUUUUCUGUCAGGAUUUGAUAGUUGCUCUGGUCCAGGGGAAAAAAAAAACCUGCUUCUUAAUCUUAAUUUCUAGCCUUUCUACAGCCAAAGCAACUUGUAAUGUUGUCCAGAAAUAUUAUUAUUGCGCACACUUUUUAUUACCAAAAAUCUUUGAUGCAGUAAAGUUCCUGUAUCUGAAUCUCGGUCCUGAUCACAUAUAUAGUCCUAGUCUAGUUUGAUUGGUCCCAAAUCAUUGUUAGAAGUUUGUUAUCUGCUCCAAAACAUGUUGGAAAUUAAAGAAUCUGAUAAAGAUAAGGUAAGUUUUAUCUUAUUUUUCAUUGUUUGUUUGUCUGCAAAUGUACAGUUUGUAAGGUAAGGUAACCCUGUUUUGGUAAUAAAUCACCAUAGCGAUGAAUUCAAGCAUUUUGACAAAUCAAAUCUAUAAGAUCUGGCUUCUGAAUUUUUACAUUAAUUCCUGUUAGAGGGAUCAAGUCCUUGCUUGGGGCCAAUUCAUUUCCAGAUUGUAGAUAAUCUCACAAUUCCUCUGGCAUCACUGCUGUUUUGUACAUUUAUGUCACAGAAGUUUGUAGCACCAUGUGUGAGCAGCCCCUUUAGGAUUACAUACAACAUUACCAAUAUACACUCAAUCUCUGUGUAAGUAUUAUUUUAAUACCUUAUUAGAUAUUCUGUGACCAGUGAUUGCUUUGCCAAUCUUUGAAGCAUAGUUUGAUUGUUUUUUUUUUGUCUGUAAAUACCUGAAUAUGAUAUAUAAGAUUUUGAUAAUGAUCUAUUUUCUCAACAAUGAUCGUGAUAUGUAUAUCUGGAUAUACACCGGCAGGUCUGGUUAUAUAUUUCUGUUUCAAAGAAAAUAUGAAAAUAAGAAAAUGGAGUGACAAGAUAUUGCAUGUCUAUGUAUUAAAACAAUACUAUAUUUUAUAGAAAAUAUUGAAGGAACAUGUGUUUUCUUUGAAAAAAAAAGGAUGAUAUUAAAAAAAUAUAUGUAACAAUGAUGUUUGCACUACUUUAAAAAGAUAUUCUGUAUGACGCUCUUCAUUUUUUUAAUCGAUCACAAGUAAAUCUUUGAAAUACAUUGUAAUAGAAGUUUCUACAUUUAUAAGAUGCACUUGUAUGUACACGGACAUUUACAGAAUUGAAUAUCAUUGAUAUACAUUUGGCAUUCCAUAGUUGUUAGUAAUACAUUUGUGAUUGAUAGUGGAGUAUAAAGAAGGUCACUUGUGAAUAACAAAAUUAGUGGAUCAAAUCUCACAGUUUGCUAUGGCAACCUUUUGAAGUAUUACAUGUGCCACUCUCCAACCAGGGGAUACUCAUAUUGUUUCUCUGGAUAGGAUAUGAACGCUGUUUGUGCAUGCAUAUAAAAUGACACCCUUUUGAAAUAUUUCCCCUGGAGUGGAGUGUGUACACUUUCAUGUUGAGCUCAGUUGUAUAGGGUGAUGAUAAGAAGUAAAAUAGAGAUGGAUUUAUUGUCUACUUUGAUGAAUUCUAUAAUGAUGAGGGAUUGUUGAGAUAAUAAACUCUUUAUUUAUAAGGCGCUUAAGAAAUACACUGUACAUGUGCGUAUCUAUAAAGCGCGUACAGAGUAUUAUUACUCUGGUCAUCAGAUUCACUCAAAUCAUUUCCGCAUGCGAUGCAUGCACAUCCUCCACUCCCUACGGAGUAUUCCAGCCAGAUAUUGGAAGAAAGGGAUAACCAGGAAAUACUGAGCACUGAGGGAAUGAGGAGCGGUAUAUUAGAACUGGGAUUUUCAAAACCACUGCAGUCUGAGACAUUCAGGCGAUUUAGAAUAAUUUUUUUUGUUACCAAAGUUGGGAGAAUAGCUGUGAUGUUCCACUUAUGCUGUUAUUAUAAGGAAUAUGCAAAUAAAUAAUAUUUUGUAUAAUUAAAACAUAUUUUUGAUUGUUGUAAAUGAAUAUACAAGCAUUCCCAUCUGAUAUUGUAUAAGUGGUACAAUUUCUGUCCAGUGCUAUGAAAACUGAUUAUACAUCACUAAAAAGAGAAAUUACUAGAUUUUAGAUUUAGUCAUUAGUGGCUUUAUAACAAGUUGAAUUAUUUCUGAAUUUUUUUAAAUUUACAAAUGUCUCGUUAUUUCAUUUUAUUUCACUCAGAAAGAUUCCCAAAUAAAUUACCAGUAUAUUGAUUACUAUAUAAUUUUAAGAGGAAAUAAUUAGUUUUUCUAAAAUGAAAUCAUAAUAUUUCAUCAUAGUUUUGUCUGUUUUAUACUGCAAUCAUAAACAACAUUAUUAUGAGAGACGUGAUAAAUUUCCUAGCACUUGCCCACAUUUCAUGACUACCCAAUAGCUCUGUUAAAGAGCAAAUGGCAUUCAAACGCAUAAACGAAAAAAGGAGAGACAAAUCUAACACAAUUUGUACCUGUAAAUGCAUGUUUGUGGUUGAAAUUCAAAUUGCACUUCGGUUCGAUUACAACUCUCUGUGCCAUCUGCGACGGGUAAUUCAUUAG
Lytechinus pictus (painted urchin) is the source of this 4691-nucleotide messenger RNA. Its product is annotated as tyrosine-protein kinase HTK16-like. Gene Ontology annotation, biological process: protein phosphorylation. The coding region runs from base 33 to 1943 and encodes 636 amino acids. The transcript has 10 exons. Gene Ontology annotation, molecular function: protein tyrosine kinase activity; protein binding; ATP binding. The record is from RefSeq and is a predicted model, not a curated record. NCBI's taxonomy places the organism in Eukaryota, Metazoa, Echinodermata, Echinoidea, Temnopleuroida, Toxopneustidae.